AUGGACUGCGGCGGAGGGCCUGACGUGGUCCCUUCUUUAGGCCCUGUGCCUGAUGAACUUACUAAGAGGUCAUACUCUGGAGCUCCUUGGCAGAAUGGGGCCAGCCCAACUCCCUUGCCUGAGCCUGGUGUGGAUCUGCAGGCCAUUGGACUCGACUCCCAGAGCAAUCAGCACUGCCAUGCUCAGCAGGGCCUCAGUGAGCCUUAUAACUGUCAGAAGGAGAGGGCCCGGCGACAGUUGUAUGUAGCAUCCAUCAUCUGCCUUGUCUUCAUAAUCGGAGAAGUUGUGGGGGGUUACCUGGCCCACAGCUUGGCUGUCAUGACAGAUGCAGCUCACCUGCUUACUGACUUUGCCAGCAUGCUCAUCAGCCUCUUCUCUCUCUGGAUGUCCUCCCGGCCAGCGACCAAGACUAUGAGCUUUGGCUGGCAUCGAGCAGAGAUCUUGGGGGCACUACUGUCAGUGCUGUCCAUCUGGGUGGUGACUGGAGUCCUAGUAUACCUGGCUGUGCAGCGUCUAGUCUCUGGAGACUAUGAGAUUGAAGGUGGGGCUAUGCUGAUCACUUCAGGCUGUGCUGUGGCAGUGAAUAUCAUAAUGGGGUUUACUCUUCACCAGUCUGGCCAUGGCCAUGGGCAUAGCCAUGGACACAGUCAUGGGACCAAUUCAAAGCAGGAGGAGCAGAACCCCAGUGUCCGGGCAGCCUUUAUCCAUGUGGUUGGGGAUCUACUGCAGAGUCUGGGUGUCCUAGUGGCCGCCUACAUUCUCUACUACAAGCCUGAGUACAAGUAUGUGGACCCCAUCUGUACCUUCCUCUUCUCCAUCUUAGUCCUGGGUACCACUCUGACCAUCUUGAGGGACGUGGUUCUCGUGCUGAUGGAAGCAACCCCCAAGGGGGUGGAUUUCACUGCAGUCAGAGACCUUCUGCUCUCCGUGGAAGGGGUGGCAGCCCUACAUAGCCUGCAUAUCUGGGCUCUGACGGUAGCUCAGCCUGUGCUCUCAGUCCACAUCGCCAUUGCCCAGGAGGCAGAUGCCCAGGCUGUGCUGAAGGAGGCCAGAUCCCGACUCCAGAGAAUGUUCCAUUUCCACACCACCACCAUCCAGAUAGAGGAUUAUUCAGAGGACAUGAGAGACUGUCAGGAAUGCCAAGGCCCCUCUGACUGAGCCUCCUCCCAGCCCUGAGCUGCCACCCAUCCCAGAGCCGCCUGGAAUUUCAGUGAUGAGAAGUGUAUGGGACUGGGGGUGGGGAAGAAGAGGGCAGCACGUUUCAUGCUUUUCUCAGAUCCUCAGAGCACCUCACCAGGACGCAGCCCAUUCCUACAUUCCUUUUUAUAUAUAUAUAAAUUUAGCCAUGUCCUGGACCCCCUUUUGGGGCCCUUGGACUACACUGGAUUUAUUGUCUGAGCUGAGCCAGUCCCUCAUUCGGGACCACCUCUGCCAACAAUGCUCCCGGUUGGCUCCCCUCGGCCCACUGAAAACACC
Messenger RNA from Trichosurus vulpecula (common brushtail), 1476 nucleotides. RefSeq names its product solute carrier family 30 member 2 (gene SLC30A2). NCBI's taxonomy places the organism in Eukaryota, Metazoa, Chordata, Mammalia, Diprotodontia, Phalangeridae. The record is from RefSeq and is a predicted model, not a curated record. Bases 1 to 1158 code for a protein of 385 amino acids. The transcript is spliced from 8 exons. Gene Ontology annotation, molecular function: zinc ion transmembrane transporter activity. Gene Ontology annotation, cellular component: plasma membrane. Gene Ontology annotation, biological process: response to zinc ion; zinc ion transmembrane transport.